AUGAUAGUUUGUGUUGGUAGAGUGAUGGUGAUGGUUUAUUGUGGAUAUAAAUAUAUGAAAAGUGAAGUGAAAAAUGAAGUGAAAAGUGAAGUUAGUGAUGAAAUUGAAAAUUGUGAAAAAAGUGAAGAAAAGUGGAGAGAAAAUAGUGAUAAAGGUGGUGAUAGUGAGUGGGAUGAGUUUUGUGAAUUUUUUGAUGAAUUUGAAAGUGAAAAUUGUGAAGAAAUAUAA
Clunio marinus is the source of this 228-nucleotide messenger RNA. NCBI's taxonomy places the organism in Eukaryota, Metazoa, Arthropoda, Insecta, Diptera, Chironomidae. The record is from the annotation of a GenBank genome assembly.